AUGUUCGGCACGCUCAAGAAAGCGCUCUCACGAAGAGGGUCAAAUCCACUUAGCUCCUCUAAGUCCGCAAAUCUAUCGCCGACUUCUCCAAGCGGCCAUCUUGCCACCCCGCGCAGCAACAAUCCCUUCAGUUCAAGAUCUCCAGCUACUCGUCGACCAAAUAGCAGCACGCCACUAAACGAACCCCCACCUGCCUAUACAGCAGGCCCUGCUGCGCCGGCCAACCGUGAACCUCCAGUGACUUCCACAGUCGAUGACCCAUUCCAUUUUCUCAGAACCUUCAACACCAUCUUCCUUAUCGAUGACUCCGGUUCUAUGGCCGGCCGUUCGUGGCGAGAGACAGGCAAGGCUCUGGAGCUCAUCACCCCAAUCUGCACCCAGCGCGACGCUGAUGGUAUUGACAUCUACUUCCUGAAUCACCCUGAUUCGGAUUACUAUAAAAAUGUCACGCUUCCGGGAACUGUGGUCGAGAUCUUCCAAAAUGUUCGACCCAGCGGCUCAACCCCAACUGGCCAGCGUCUCUACCAGAUCCUUCGUCCAUAUCUUAACGAGUAUGAAAAAGCUCGAGAGAACGAGAAGCCAAAACCCCUCAACAUUAUUGUUAUCACUGAUGGUGAGCCGUCCGACGAUGUCGAGAGUCCCAUCAUCGAGGCUGCCGAGGAGCUUGAUCAGUGGAAGGCACCAGCCUGGCAGGUCGGCAUCCAAUUCUUUCAAGUAGGCAAGGAGCCUGGUGCGCGUGAGCAUCUCAAGCUACUCGAUGACAAACUCCGAGAGUUUUCUGGCAAUCCCAAGCUCAGGGAUAUUGUAGACACGGUACCAUUCACCGGCAACGAUCAUGAGGAGCUCACUGCCGCCGGAAUACUUAAGGCUGUGCUGGGUGCGGUAACCAGACGUCUAGACAGGAGAUCGAAGGAGCUGCAUCGGGCAAAAGAUUAUUCUUCUUCUUACGAGUAG
Messenger RNA from Lindgomyces ingoldianus, 954 nucleotides. RefSeq lists its product as uncharacterized. The transcript is spliced from 2 exons. The record is from RefSeq and is a predicted model, not a curated record. Lineage: Eukaryota; Fungi; Ascomycota; Dothideomycetes; Pleosporales; Lindgomycetaceae. The coding region runs from base 1 to 954 and encodes 317 amino acids.